Molecule: messenger RNA, 852 nt
Organism: Copidosoma floridanum
Lineage: Eukaryota; Metazoa; Arthropoda; Insecta; Hymenoptera; Encyrtidae
Gene: jing
Product: AE binding protein 2 jing
Biological process (GO): regulation of transcription by RNA polymerase II
Cellular component (GO): ESC/E(Z) complex
Source: RefSeq, a predicted model, not a curated record
AUGGCAGACGGGCCGUCCGCUGAAGAUACGUCGUCGUCGUCCGCGGCCGCGACUGCCGCGUUGAUGGAACUCGUUGAUGGUAGCCCCGCAGCGGUGGCCCGGGUGCCCCGCGAGCGCAACAAACGCAAUGUCACUGCCGAUUCUUCUUCCUCCUCGUCGUCGUCAGUGAUCGGCAGUGCAAGUAAUAGUAGUGGUGCUAGUAACAGUGCUGGUAGUGCUGGUUUUGGUGUCGGUGGUGGUGCUGGUGUUGGUGGUGGUGGUAAAAGGUCACAAUCGUCCACUGUUUUGAGUGAGGAGCAGCCGACAACAAGCUACCGACGUAGCUCUGCCGGUAGCUCCGAGAGACGCGGCACGAGAUACAACAACCUCAUCCUCGAGCCCGCUGAUCUGCUCACCGAGUCCAUAGCGGCGGCCAAUCAACAGCUGAAGAUCGCGAGUGCCGUGGUGCUGGUCGAGCGCAGUGAAAUCGCUAUUAUCGAAAACAACCGGAAGAAGCUCAAACUGGCGAAUAACAACAGUAGCGCUAAUACCACUGCCAAUCCGGGAAAUGCACCGAAAAAGGAUUCUGGGAAGAAAUCGGAUGCUGCCAGCAGCAACAACAACAAGGAUAAGGACACUAAUAAGUCGCAGCUGCAGCGAAAGACGACGAGGAAGACCACGGCUGAGGCAAAGAAGGCCAACCAGCAGCAGAUCAAGGACCAACAACAACAAAAACAACAGCAACAGCCAACGCAGGGGAGGAGUGCCGUGAGCGAGGACGGAGGUGGCGGUGGCGCCGGCGGCAACCUGGGGCCCUGCGCCAAGAAGCGCUGCGCCGAUCAAUACGACAGCUCCGAGAGCUCCGACAGGUAA